This is a messenger RNA of Fomitopsis serialis, 1587 nucleotides long. RefSeq lists its product as uncharacterized. The transcript is spliced from 10 exons. The coding region runs from base 160 to 1458 and encodes 432 amino acids. The record is from RefSeq and is a predicted model, not a curated record. Lineage: Eukaryota; Fungi; Basidiomycota; Agaricomycetes; Polyporales; Fomitopsidaceae.
CUGGUCAGGUAUCUGUUCUGCACCUUGUGAUCUUGCGUGCUCACGGAAUACGGGCCGUAUUGAGUAACUGUUGUGACAUGCGUCCGUCUCUUACAUAUAUAACACGACAGAGGUCGGAAGACUCGCCCUCAGGCACUCCGCAGACAACCUCUUGCCAGAAUGUCCCAGCCUGAAUUCGGUCCGUGCCCUCCUCGCUUCAUCGAGCUCAAGAAGGAGAUUGCCGCCUCCUAUCCCGACUUUCAGGCACGCGUCACGAAGGCAUGGAAUGAGCUCCUAGCUGAACUCGAAGUCUUCACGGCCGAUGUUGCCAAGCAGGGCACAGAGUAUGUUCCUCAAGUCGACUUCUCUGAACUCAGCUCCCUCAGUCCUGAGAAGGUCGAGGAGGUUCGCAGGAAAGGCAGCGUCGUCAUUCGCAAUGUCGUAGAUGACGCCGAGGCAACUUCCUGGAAGGAAUGGCUCAAGGAGUACGUUUCGACGAACCCCGGAAUCGAUGGCUUCCCCGUGGAUGACAAACAGUUCUUCCAGCUCUACUGGACGAAGUCCCAAGUCCGUGCUCGUGGGCACCCGAAUGUCCUCGCAGCGACCAGCUUCCUGAACAACUUGUACCACGUCAAGUCCGGGGCGAAGAUCGAAAGCGUCGACCUUUCCACGCCAUUGACCUACGCCGACCGCUUCCGCAUCCGGCACCCAGGCGUGCAGUGGGACGUUCAUCCUCCGCAUGUAGAUGGUGGUGCAAUUGAACGAUGGGAAGAUCCCACGUUCAGGAAGUGUUUCGAGGAUAUUUUGACUGGUAACUGGCGCGACCACGAUCCUUAUGACCUCGAGAACCGCAUCAACGCUCGCAGCUCCCUGUACGGCCGAGUCGGCCAGGCUACUGUGUUCAGGACGUAUCAGGGCUGGCUCGCCGUGAGCGAGACCGCUCCUCACGAAGGAACCCUGCAGGUCUUCCCGAAUGUCUAUCUCUCGAAUGCCUACACCAUCCUGCGUCCGUUCUUCCGGCAGAUUCCUGGCACCAAUGACCCUCUCGAUCCCAACAACUGGGAGUAUGACAUCUCGUCGUCCGACUUCCCUGGCAUUUACUCCACCGACUCUGGAUUCCGUGGGCCCCGGCCGAACACGGAGACACACCCGCACAUGAAGCUCGAGCGGACGAUGGUAUCCGUGCCCAAGGUCUACCCUGGCGACAUGGUAUUCUGGCACUGUGACGUUGUGCAUGCAGUUGAGAAGGAACAUGUUGGAACGGGCGACUCUGCUGUUCUAUACAUCCCUGCCUUACCGCUGACACCCAUGAACGCGGACUACGUGCGCCGGCAGAAGGAGAGCUUCCUUCAGGGUGUCCCGCCGCCGGACUUCCCGCCUAGCAACGGCGAGAGCAAGCACGUAGGCGUGGGCAGGCCGGAGGACAUCGAGAGCCCGAUCGGCAAGCGUGCGAUGGGUCUUGCAAUCGAGGUGGUUUGAAGAGCCUUGUCCUUCUCGGAACUUACGUGUAGGUAUUCAUGAGUGGAGAUAUGCUUGAUUUAUGCCCGUGAGUGUAUAUGCGGUCGGGUAUAUGCUAUGCAUCGAAUAUAUGGGAUUCUUUAGCAAUAA